This is a messenger RNA of Saimiri boliviensis boliviensis (Bolivian squirrel monkey), 1166 nucleotides long. RefSeq names its product occludin/ELL domain containing 1 (gene OCEL1). The record is from RefSeq and is a predicted model, not a curated record. Gene Ontology annotation, biological process: bicellular tight junction assembly. Gene Ontology annotation, cellular component: bicellular tight junction; apical plasma membrane; cytoplasmic vesicle. NCBI's taxonomy places the organism in Eukaryota, Metazoa, Chordata, Mammalia, Primates, Cebidae.
CUCUCGUCCGACCCCGCCCCGCCGCCCUACGGAGCGACCCCGCCAGUCGGGUCCAGCCUGCAGUUAACGCAAAACCGGGACGUCAGUGCCUCUCCGACAGCGGACCAAGGGUUGGAGCCCCAGACGCUGGGACAGGCCGCCCGCAGACCACCCCCGCCGCGCGCGGGCCACGACGCCCCCCGCAGGACCCGCCCAUCAGCCCGGAAACCCCUGAGCUGCGUCUCCCAGAGACCGAUGCCCACCCGGGAGCCCCCCAAGACUCGCGGCUCCCGGGGGCACCUGCUGCAGACCUACCCGCCUGGGCCAGGGCCCCCGCUGCAGGGACUGACGCCUCGAGGCCUCAAACCCGGCGGCCCCCGCCCUCCGUGCCAGCCCCAGCCGGGACCCCACAAGGCAAGACCGAAGACGAUUGUGUUCGAGGACGAGCUGCUCUCCCAGGCCCUCCUGGGCGCCAGGAAGCCUAUUGAAGCCAUUGAAGCCAUUCCUACGAGGCAUAUGCCUAGGCCCCACCCAGUGCCCGACUAUGAGCUUAAGUACCCACCGGUGAGCAGCGCAAGGGCACGGAGCCGAUACGCCGCAGUGUUCCAGGACCAGUACGGAGAGUACUUGGAGCUCCAGCGGGAGGUGGGGUGCGCACAGGCAAAGCUCAGGCAGCUGGAGGCCCAGCUGCGCUCCCUGCCGCCACCCCAAAGCCAGAAGGAGGCCCAAGUUGCAGCCCGAGUUUGGAGGGAGUUUGAGAAGAAGCAAACGGACCCUGGUUUCCUGGACAAGCAGGCUCGCUGCCACUACCUGAAGGGUAAACUGAGGCAUCUCAAGACCCAGAUCCAGAAGUUCGAUGACCGAGGAGACAGCGAGGGCUCUGUGUACUUCUGAGUGCUCCUACAGACAGGCAGAGGGACACGUGGGGAUGCAGGUCCCUGGCUUUUCUUGGUAUCUCUCAGCCUUUCCUCUUGCAGUUCCCCCUACCAGGGGUAGCUUUCUCCACAACUGCAAAUGCCUCUUCAUUUUGGACUCAGCUUUGACAGCCCCUCCGCCAGGCAGGCCUCCCAGGACUUCCUCCUCUAGGACUCUCGCUCUGACCCUACAGGGACUCCAGAUCUCAACCUGUUCCCUGGAAGUAGGUCCUGCUCUCCAUUUCAGUGAAAUAAACAUGUAUUAGACACCUA